Molecule: messenger RNA, 2238 nt
Organism: Microdochium trichocladiopsis
Lineage: Eukaryota; Fungi; Ascomycota; Sordariomycetes; Xylariales; Microdochiaceae
Product: glycoside hydrolase family 78 protein
Exons: 8
Coding region: 1-2238 (745 amino acids)
Biological process (GO): carbohydrate metabolic process
Source: RefSeq, a predicted model, not a curated record
AUGGAGCUGCGGAGGCUGCCCGGCUCGGCCUUGCCGGCUGCGUCCUCGUCCUUUGGCAAAUGCAUUGAACGCGGAGAUGUGUGGAAAGGACUGAGCGGUGCAGCUGCCGGAUUAAUCAAGGCGCAAGAUGGGCGGAUCGUGCUGAGCGCAACCAUGGACGCGCCAGGCAUUCUGAUCCUCGACUACAGCGUUGAGACAGAAGGCAUCCCGGAGUUUGAGGUUGUUUCUGCCUCAGGCGACACGUCUGUCUUUCAGAUCACGUAUUCUGAGAGCGAGGCCGCACUGGGCCGCUACAUGGGCGACGGCCCGCUCUCGCUUGCUGCUGCCAUGGACACUUACCGUGUCAACUCCUACAACAUCUCGGCCCCUGGGCAGAGCAAAAACCGCCUGAUUAAGGGGGCUUCCGUUACCAGAAGCACAACCUCUCUUCAGCUGGCGAGGACUGUACAGCCCAGCGAGAUCCCCAAGAACUCCAUCCCGGAGUUCUGGCAGGUCUCAAGCGAAGGCGUCCUAAUUGAGAGUCAAGCUCCCCAAGCUGCCAUCGGUAUCACCGUGCAGUCGUCUACAACCCAUGCCCUCGAAUUCAAGGCCAAGCCAUCCGUGGGUGGUUUCGGGUUUUCUGUGCUGUCUGACACGCUGAACAGCACCAUCUACAUCUCGGUCAACGUCGCCGAAGGCACCAUUGCCGUGCACUCCGAUUCCACAACCAAGGAUACUCUGAUUCAGAAGGUGGCGCUUCCUACAGGUGCGUCCAGCAGUCUGGACGGCUGGCACCAGGUCCAGGCCCACGUGGUUAUGACUGAUAUCAACGCGACCAUCAACCGGGCUACCGCACUCAAGCUUUCCCAGUUCAGCAAGUUCUUCGGCUCUCACGGCAUCCGUGCUUCGUAUGGUCACCGUACCCUCUUCAGAGAUUUGAAGGUGACUGAUGCCACCUGUGCCACGACCUACGAACACCCGCUCACUGAUUCGAGCUGUUUCAAAGACUUUCUUGUCGGCAAGAAUCCCCUCGACACCUCGGCGGAUGCAACCCGUCGCGACCGCAUCGCCUCUACCGGCGAUCUCGACAUUGCCGGGGCUGCGGCCCUUACCAACACGCACGGCCUCGACUCUUUGGCUCUCUGCAGGGCACCCCGGGGAUUCUUCGUCCCCACAGCCAAGAUGUUCCCACAGCCAAGAUUCAGCAAGCCGCUGGGCUUCGAUAGGACCGGCCUGAUCGGCUACUCGUGGAAUCUGUUAACCGCUGUGGCCAUGACCUACACCCACACGGGUUAUAUCGAAUUCGCUGAAACCUGGGCUCCCAAAGCACAAAGGAUGCUCGACUGGUCCCACUCGCACUUGCUCCCUAAGGGUCUCUUCAACCUAACCGGCGCCACUUUUGGCGGCGACUGGAACUACUACGACCCUGCGCAGUCGGGUGUUGUGACCAAGGUUAACGUCAUCUACGCAUACGCUCUCCAAGAGACAUCGCGCCUGCUUACCGACGGAGGUGUCGAUGCCUCCGUGUCCCAAGACCGCCUUUCCACCCUUCGCUCCGCCAUCAACACGCAGCUCUGGAGCGAUGAGCUGGUCGCGUACGUAAUCUCGGAGACCAACCGCGACAGCUUUGCACAGGACUCCAACGCACUCGCUAUCCUCACCGGCGUCAACAAGGACCCUGCCCGCUCCUCUGAAUUAAUCCUCAAGACCCUUUUGAAGCAGCUGUCUACUCCCCACGGCCCCGUCGCUUUCUCUUCCGGCGCGACCUCCAGUGGUUUCAAGCGAUAUAUUAGCUCUUAUACCACUAGCUAUCACCUCCGUGGAGCCCUGACCGUCGGCAAUGCCGUGGUGGCGCGAGAACUUCUUUCAACUUUGUGGACGCCCAUGAUUCAGAAGGACAAUGCCAAUUACACUGGCUGCUUUUGGGAGACGCUCAAUGACAAAGGCGAGCCCGCAUUUGGCUUUUCCACGAGUCUUGCGAACGGCCCUAUCGAGGUCCGAUGGAAUUUUUGCGGCGAUCUGCUCAAAAUGACGGUUCAGGCGCCUGCGGGUACCAAGGCCACCAUCACCCUGCCCUCGCUGCUUCUGGUGAGCGCCGACGCAUCCGUGAUUCAUGUCGACGGCGCCGUCGUCCACGGUACGUCGUUCGAGGUCGAGGGGGGCGCAGCUGUGCGCAUUACGCAGUCGCUCAACGUUGAGCUCGUCAAGAACGGCUUGUCUUUCUUCCAACUUCGUAUUAGAAUCAGCCAAGAAUCAUAG